Molecule: messenger RNA, 2995 nt
Organism: Suricata suricatta (meerkat)
Lineage: Eukaryota; Metazoa; Chordata; Mammalia; Carnivora; Herpestidae
Gene: ETAA1
Product: ETAA1 activator of ATR kinase
Exons: 7
Coding region: 112-2826 (904 amino acids)
Source: RefSeq, a predicted model, not a curated record
CCAAAAUGGCGGCAGCCGUUGGCGCGGAGUCCCGUUUGUAGUUCCGCUGCUUUACUACUCCUGUUGCAAAAUGUGAAAGGAGGAACGGCUCGCGGAGGGGGGUUAUAGGCAAUGAGUCGGCGAAGGAAACAUGGGGACAGCCCUGGCCUGAAGAACACGCCGCGCAAAGCGGCGGCGGCUGAGGAAUGCAGCUCGGUGGUCGAGCCGGGGAAGAGGCGGCUGAGGUCGGCCCGCGGCUCAGGGCUCCGCGGGCCCGGAGAGCGGUCUCCCCGGGCCGGGCCACAACAAGAGCAGCCUCCGGCAGCCGCUUGGUGCAGUAAAAGUAACCCUGAGGAAAGGUAUGAAACACCAAAGAGAGUGCUGAAAAUGGAUUUGUCAUCUACCUUCAGUUCUCCAAAUGAUCCAGAUGGACAGAAUGAUAUCUUUUGGGAUCAGAAUUCUCCAAUGACAAAACAGUUAGGUAAAGGAAGAAGAAAACAGAUUUACACGACAGAUAGUGAUGAAAUCUCACAUAUUGUUAAUCGUAUUGCUCCUCAGGUGAAAUGGCUUUUUCCUAUCCUUUAUAGUGGUUGCACUUCUUUUUCUCCUUUCUCUACUUAUUUUUGUUCUUAUCCCUGUCUUGUUCUUAGCUUUAGUUCUAACCUUGCACUUAACUUGAAAACUAAUUCGGUGUUAAAAAUACAAAAUCAAGAGGAAGAACUUAUGAAAUUGGCUAAGCAAUUUGAUAAAAAUAUGGAAGAGCUAGAUGUGAUCCAAGAGCAAAAGAAGAGAAAUCAUGAUUUUAUCCAGACGAUUUCAGAAGCAGAGAUUUUAACUAAUUAUAAAGAUAAUGUACAGAUGCAGUUAUCACAUGAUAUAGUUCCAGAAAUAGAUAAUGCUAUAAUGAAGAACCCAAUGAAAGAAAACACCAAAAUGUCUGUGGUAAAUGAUCAAAAUAGCAGUCAGAAGCCAUUUGACCAAAAUGCUGAAGCAGCCUUUAAUGCCAUUUUUGAUGGCUCUACUCAGAAGUGUAGUGGACAGUUCAGCCAAGAUGUGUCAGAUGCUGUUUUGAACACAAGUAAUACUACCUUUGGAAAGAAAAGUGCUUUGAAAGAGGAGAAAAUCAUUACUAAUGAAACUCUGGUCACUGAAAAACUGCCAGAUAAAACUCCAGGAUCACUUUCUUGUCAAGUGGUUACUCCUGGAAUGACAAAAUCAUGUAUAACUUCUUAUACUGAGAAGCCAGAAGCUCUUAAUAAACACCUUGAUGCAUUUCUUACCAGUGAUUUUGAGGAUGAUUGGGAAAACUUACUAAAUAAUGAAUCUUUUGUUAUGCAGAAUGUCAAAAUGUGUGAACUUUUCCCUGCUCCUAAAACAGCCCAGAUUGCUGAUCAAAAGAGAAUUUGUAACUUUAACAAUAGAAAUGAUAGACAUAAGUCAAGAAUGAAUACAAGCUUAGAUGCCAGGUCAAUCGAUUCAAAAAUUGUACAAGAUCUCCCUUCAAAGACCUAUAACAGGGAAUUAAUAGAUUCUGGAAAAUACAGAUUGUCACUAAAUCCAAAUGAUGAACCAAACAAAUUACCAUCCACUGGAUAUAUAAUGAAACUUGAGAAAUCGUUCAAUAAAAUUGUUCAAGACUCUUCGGUUGCAUCUAAUCGGACAAUAGUAAAAGAUAUGCAUACUAAAUUUACUUCUAAUAUAAAUACUUUUGAAAAGUCUAAUUUGACCACAGGAUAUUCUAAAGAACAAGAAAGUAAGUCCGUUUUUAAUCAGUCUUUUAAAGCACCUGCUAAUGUAAAUCCUUUUGGCUCUGCAACUUUGGGCAAUGAAACCAGUGUUUAUAAUCCAAAUCAGACUAAUGCAUCAAAGUUAGGUUCUUUCUUUGAUGAUUGGAAUGAUCCAUCAUUUGCCAAUGAAAUUGUUAAAGCAUGCCAUCAAUUAGAGAAUACCUGGGAAGCAGAUGAUGUAGAUGAUGAUUUAUUAUACCAAGCAUGUGAUGAUAUUGAAAGACUAACUCAGCAACAAGACAUUAGAAAGGACAGCAAGAUAUCAGAAAGUACAGUUGAGAUCAAUAAUAGUUCCAAACAUGGAGCCAAAAACAUAUUUACUACAUCUAAACAAGAAAGUCAGUUGGUGCAGUCGAAGGAUUUGAAUCUGAGCAGCAUUUCAGAGCACACAUCUUUCACAAAUCACUUGCAAUUAAAUAAACCAGUGAAGAUGGAUAAAGGGGAAAUCUGUGGAAAUUCUCCAAGUUUUUUAGGUGCUACAACAAAUUUGACAAUAUAUCCGAAGAACUCAAAUUAUCAUAUCAAUAAUCUGCAUUUCUCCUGGAAUAACACUGAUGUUCCAAUGCAAGUGAAGAGUCCACAGUCAGCUCUUAUGGGAAGUUCAGGUUUGAAUGUGAAUUCGGAUUAUAGGAAUACAGAAACUGCUGCUUAUAAGAAGAAAUUAAGUACUCAGCAUGUAUCCCAUAGAAGUACAACAGAUGGAGGAGGUCAGAGUGCCCUUAACAGAACAGUUAGAUCUCCUAAGUAUACAUUUACAAAGAUCAAAAAUUCUCAAAUUCUUUCCCAGUUUAAUCAAAACUGUACACCAGGAAGUAUUUCUGAUACCAAAAUUACACAGGGUUUGGAGGAAAAUAAAACGCCUGUCAACCCAUUUUGUGGGAAGGCUAUUAAACAACAGUGUUUGGUGAAACGUUCUGAAUCUUUGAAACAACCUUCAAAAGAGGAAGAAGAGAAAAAUAAAAAGUAUUCUCCUGAAGAAAUUCAAAGAAAAAGACAAGAAGCGCUGGUGCGAAGAAUGGCCAAAGCACAGGCAUCAUCAGUAAAGGCAGCUCCCACUUAACUUGAUUUCUUUAAUGAAAUAUUAUUUGGAAGACUUGACAAAGACAGUUAACAACUAUCUAUGAUAGAAAAUAUUUUUUUCUUGAUUUCUCUGUGAGAAAUUUAAUGCUGAGUUAUAAAGCAUGGACUUCUAUUUUAUUUAAUAAAUUUGUUUGCAAUGGUUAACUAAA